This is a messenger RNA of Jatropha curcas, 977 nucleotides long. RefSeq names its product Calcium-binding EF-hand family protein. Lineage: Eukaryota; Viridiplantae; Streptophyta; Magnoliopsida; Malpighiales; Euphorbiaceae. Gene Ontology annotation, molecular function: calcium ion binding. The record is from RefSeq and is a predicted model, not a curated record.
UGUUCCUUUUUCCUCACAGAUGUAUUAAGGAAACCAAAUCACAAAAAUAGGCAGGAAUUAUAAUUCCUCAGAGCGAAUUUAUAAUUCCUCUCUCUCUCCCUCUCUCUCUCUCUCUCUCUUUGUUAAGAUGAGCAACAUGCAAACAAUGGACUUAGACAAUGAACAAAUCGCGGAGUUGCUAGGAAUAUUUCGUUCUUUCGAUCGAAACAAUGAUGGGUAUCUAACACAGCUUGAGUUAGGCUCACUGUUGCGAUCAUUAGGGUUCGAAUCAUGCCCUGAACAACUGGAAACCCUAAUCCAAAAUGCAGAUACGAACAACAAUGGUUUAAUAGAGUUCUCAGAAUUUGUAGCAACGGUGGUGCCGGAACUGUUACCGGAGAACUCACCGUACAGUGAAGAGCAGAUUAUAAGGUUUUUCAGAAUGCUUGAUAGAGACGGAAAUGGGUUUAUCACAGCAGCUGAGUUGGCUCAUUCCAUGGCUAAAUUAGGGUAUGCACUUACUGUGGAAGAGUUGACUGGAAUGAUCAGAGAGGCAGAUACAGAUGGAGACGGUAUGAUAAGUUUUCAAGAGUUCUCAGAGGCUAUUGCUUUUGCUGCUUUUGAUAAUUAUUCUUGGGUUUGAUCUUUUGUCAUCAAUGUGUUUUCUUUUCUAUCAAUUGUGAGGGUUUAAUUUGUGACUGUAAGAUCUUAGGAUUUACAUUUCUUAGAAUUGGAUGGAAAAUGAUUCAGAAAUUUUGAUAGUCAGUUAGAUCAGAAUUAUGAGAAAGUACCUAUGCAGGUAAUGGUUCCUCCCUAACCCUUUGAUUGGAUGAAGGUUAUUUGGGAGGUGGUUUGGAGAGUUGGGUGUGGUAAAGUGUGGUUGAUAAGAUUUUUUUUAUGGGUCCAUUCUUCAUGGGUUAAAACAUUUUGUAUUCUAAAAUUGUCCAUUGUCAUAUUCUAAAAUUUCAAAUUUAUACUUAUUAUUUAUAUUCUAAUUU